Messenger RNA from Pochonia chlamydosporia 170, 561 nucleotides. RefSeq lists its product as hypothetical. The coding region runs from base 1 to 561 and encodes 186 amino acids. The record is from RefSeq and is a predicted model, not a curated record. NCBI's taxonomy places the organism in Eukaryota, Fungi, Ascomycota, Sordariomycetes, Hypocreales, Clavicipitaceae. The transcript has 2 exons.
AUGAACGGUAUCCCGAACAUGUCCACGAGUGACCAACUUUGGUUCUCUCAAAUCUCGUCAAUUAGUUGGGAGAAGGCAUACAAGACCACCUGCGACCAAAUCGACGCUUAUAUUGCAAAAAUAUCGUCCCUUGAGAUGCAGCUAGCCGCAGCCGAGACUCGCAACGCUUGUCUCACUAGGGAAAACCAGCGGCUGAGCCUGACAAUUAGGCACUUGGCGCCAUGGGCUUCUAUCACUCCGAAUAUGUCACCGAGAUCAAGUCCUGUUAACAAUAACCCUGAGGACAGUGGCAAUACAUUAGUCGGAGAGGCCUUUGACAAUAUCUUUAAUACUGAAUACUUCUUGGGGUCAGACAGUGACCAUGGCAUGGAUGACGGCUCUGAGACAGCUGUUGAUCUGGAAGCUCCCGGCGAUUCGCAGGCUGUUGAGAAAUUUGAGACAGAGGGCAACGCUGGCAAAGGGCUGAUCUUGACCGUGGAGUCUGGUCACGCCCCCGAGCCAGUGUCACAAGAGAGUGCCACCGUGAAACUUGCAGACAAGAUUCUACAGUCGGAUGGUUGA